AUGCACAGUUUCAAAAGCACGGUAACUUCUUGCUUCUUUCGUGCAACAUGCUUCAUUUCUGAGUGUAACGCAUUACGUAGUGGUUAUAUCGGCUCUAAGUGUCCCCGACGAACUACCGCCGAUCAACUACGGGUCGUUGGCAUCACAGUUCCUCAGCCCAAGGUUCGCGAUCAGAUAUAUCUCCGCCUGCGCAAGGAUCCUGAGGCUCUACUCCGUCGCUCUAUGCCUGUAGAGGAGCAUGCAUCGCCUCUGCCUGAAGCAUUAACGCACGAGAAACCUUUGACUGGCGAACAGGACAACUUGACCCUCAGGCAGGAUCUUGCUGAGGAGGGAAAGGAGCCUCGAGUUGCAGAGGCAGAGAUCAACCUUGAAGCCGUGAACUCCGUCGAGUCGAAGUCUGGCUCCGAUGAAAACAGGACGUCCAAUGCGGAUCAACUUGCGAAGGUCGAAUCUGGCUCAAAUGCAGCUGCCAUGUUCGAUAUAGGUUUGGCAAAGGAGAUAGACGAAGACACGAUGCUGAUACUCGCACCGGGAGCCUUCGAUGAAGACAUCAUGAUGAAUGAUGUUAUGCAGGCUGAUGUCGUGCAGGACGAGAUUGUGCAGGAUGAGAUCAUGCAGGAUGCUACUGCCAUGCAGAACAAGAUUGUGCAGGACGAGGUUAUGCAGGAUAUUGCUGCCACGCAGGACGAUGCCGCGCAAAGCCAUAUCCAGCAAUACACUAUUGUGCCAAACCUCGUGCUGGAAGAACUCAAGGGAUGA
This is a messenger RNA of Heterobasidion irregulare TC 32-1, 759 nucleotides long. RefSeq lists its product as uncharacterized. The coding region runs from base 1 to 759 and encodes 252 amino acids. The transcript has a single exon. Lineage: Eukaryota; Fungi; Basidiomycota; Agaricomycetes; Russulales; Bondarzewiaceae. The record is from RefSeq and is a predicted model, not a curated record.